AUGUACACGGAACUGAAAGAAUUGAUCAAUUUCCUGGGCAUUUAUAUGCAUCAUCGAAUCCCGCGACGUCGGAUUUGUUUGUUCAUGGAGAAUUAUGGUAAUCAUCUCGCGGGGAGAUUUUUGGAGAGUUGGAAGCUGGAAGAACCGAAAUAUGGAGAAAGAGAGCGAACAUUAGUGAUUAAAACGGGAAACAGGCUAAACGAAAUUUUCACCACAAUCGCGACAAGCAUUGGGAUUGUUGAGGAAGAUCUUACAGCGUGUUUUCCAUCAUCUAUGUUGCUUUAUUGCAAUCCGGGUGAAGUAUCUUGCCAAAUGAUCAACUAUGCGCAUACUAUCACUGUUUGGACAGGCGAUGUUAACGCUGAUAUAAAUUACACACCAAUACCAGAUGGUAUUGCAUUUUUCUGCGAGACUCCGGCCGUACUCCAUAAUGUUCUAAAUAGCAAUGGCAACAUUUUGGGUGAAACAAGUUCGAAAAACAAAGAAUUGAAGUCACAACGAUGUAUUUUGUUGCAGUUAGUCAACUGGUUGGAUGAUUCUGCUUAUGAUUUGCUUAGAAGUGGUUUCUUCUUCGAAAAUAAGAUACCACCCUUUCUUUUCCGCUAUACUACAAAGGAAAACUGUUCGUUUACGGCACGUUCGUUUGCGGGUACGCGUUUCGGCUCUCAUCGAUCACGCCCCGAUCACCAAGCUAUGCGACGUAUUCAACAUGCUGCAGCAUUUAUGGCUGUCACCAAUGACUUUUACAAUAAUCAACCUUAUGCCAAUAACGAUUUUGUUUCGACAACAACGCCAUCUGUUCCAUUGACAUCAGCAACAGUACCAACUGCUUCAGUUGGACAAAGAAAUUGUGAUGCAACAAAUUCAAUGACAACAUCUACAAAUCUUUAUUCAUCAUCUUCAGCGAUAGAAACUGGGAAUGACUUCAGUUCAUGGCAUUAUCCUCCUGCAGCAGGUGACACAAAAGUGGAUUGCGCAAAGGUUCCAUCAUGUGAUGAGCGCAGCAGUGCCGACCGCAAUAAUUUCCAUCUCAAUUAUCCGUGUCACUCCCGAACACCAGUUGUCGACAAUUACAAUCCAUAUCCAUUUGAAACAGCAUCACUUUCCCAAAUCAGCUACACGCCAUCCGAAAAUCUGGAAAAUCAAGCCCAUAAUUUGGAGUCAAAUAAUUCGGAUAUCUCUGAGCUUCAAUACAAUAUCAGCCGCAUGUCAUUUGCCGAUGGUACGACACCAACAUCAUCAGCACUCGCCCCUUAUCACGCCAAAAAGCAUUGA
Molecule: messenger RNA, 1275 nt
Organism: Cercopithifilaria johnstoni
Lineage: Eukaryota; Metazoa; Nematoda; Chromadorea; Rhabditida; Onchocercidae
Source: the annotation of a GenBank genome assembly